AUGGAGGACUGGAAUUCCUGUCCGAUGGUCACCGCGAAAGAACUGCGCCAUUUCCGAGAGAGACCGCGGCAGGUGAAGAUGUUGACGAGAGAGUUCAUUGACGACAGUUUAUACAACCCCCAUUACGGGUACUUUUCGAAACAUGCAACUAUCUUCACGCCGGGAGAACCAUUCGACUUCAACAGCAUGGCGGAUGGGCCGACAUUCCAUCGCUUGCUCGAAGAGCGUUAUACCGAAUUUGAAGAUCGACUAGAUGAAAUACAGCCGGAUACAGCGCGUCAAUUAUGGCAUACACCGACGGAACUAUUCAAGCCCUACUACGGAGAGACAAUUGCUCGGUACCUGGUGUCGAAUUACAAGCUCACGUUGUACCCCUACCACGACCUCAUAAUCUACGAGAUGGGCGCCGGAAACGGUACCAUGAUGUUGAACAUCCUGGAUUUCAUCCGCGACACCGACUACGAGGUCUACCAGCGGACCAAGUUCAAGAUUAUCGAAAUUUCGCCUGCUCUCGCUAGCCUGCAGAUGAAGAAUCUGAUGGAUUCCGCCUAUGCAGCCGGCCAUUUGGAUCACAUUGAGAUUAUCAACAAAUCCAUCUUCGACUGGGAUACUUAUGUGCACUCACCCUGCUUUUUCCUCGCCCUCGAGGUUAUCGACAACUUUAGCCACGAUGCCAUUCGCUACGACCGCAAGACGGAGCAGCCUCAACAGGGCGGUGUGUUGAUCGACGCCGAUGGCGAGUUCCAUGAAUACUACAGUCUUCAGCUCGAUCCGGUGGCGGCGCGAUUCCUCCGGGUGAGACAAGCUGCUGCGCGACGGGAAUUCCCAUCUCCUCUGGGUCCGAAGGUCUUGCGCGGCGUUCGCGGCUCCUUGCCGUUUCAGGAACCCUUCACGCUGCCGGAGUACAUCCCCACCCGGCUCAUGCAGUUCUUCGAUAUCCUCGACACCUACUUUCCUGGCCACCGGUUGGUAGCCAGUGACUUUAGCAGCCUCCCCGACGCUGUACCGGGCAUCAAUGCGCCCGUCGUGCAGACCCGGUACAAACGGCGAACCGUGCCGGUAUCUACGCCUUUUGUUCACCAAGGCUAUUUUGAUAUCUUCUUCCCAACUGACUUCAACGUGGUCGAAGACCUCUACCGGGCCAUUACCGGGAAAUUGACCCAGGUCAUGAGCCACGAAGACUUUGUUCGCCGUUGGGCAUACAUUGAGGACACCGAGACGAGGAAUGGGGAGAACCCGCUUCUGAGCUGGUAUAAGAAUGCUGAUAUGCUGUUGACGGUGUAA
Aspergillus terreus NIH2624 is the source of this 1284-nucleotide messenger RNA. RefSeq names its product class I SAM-dependent methyltransferase. The coding region runs from base 1 to 1284 and encodes 427 amino acids. Gene Ontology annotation, molecular function: protein-arginine omega-N symmetric methyltransferase activity. The record is from RefSeq and is a predicted model, not a curated record. Gene Ontology annotation, cellular component: mitochondrion. NCBI's taxonomy places the organism in Eukaryota, Fungi, Ascomycota, Eurotiomycetes, Eurotiales, Aspergillaceae. The transcript has 3 exons.